ACUGCCCCUCUAGCUUCUGCUGUUGCUGCUGCUAGAAUCUCACUUCAUCAUUCAUUAUCCAUCUUCCUUUCAGUUCCAAGCCAUUUCCUUCUCUGCAAUUGCAAGCAGUUCAAAAUUCUUGAACAAUUCUCCUCAUCCCAACACAAGGGAAUUUCAGAUAGUCAAGUGUCAUAUUAUGAAGUGGUGUAGCAAAAAGAAAAGGCCUCCACCUAUUUCCUCUUCAUCUUCUUCUUCUUCUCAGCCUUUCUUGAUCUCUCAUGUCUUUCCCACUUCAUGGCUUUCGAAGUUCAAGCAGAAGAGGGGCAAUUCAGAACCAAAACCCAGUAAAGUAAGUAGAAAAGGGAAGCAGAAUUCUCCAUCUUUGGGUUCACCAAGGUGUGCUGCUGCUAAGGGUGGUGGAAGAUUCUAUGGUGUAGUUGAUGAUGAUGAUGAUGCGUUUUGGAGACUGUCUUUUGGUGAAGAUAGUGCUGAAGGGAAGAAAAACAGAGGGGUUUUGAGAUCGGUUUGGUUUGAUUCAGAUGAUGAGUUUGAAGUUCAGCCCUCCAGUUGUGGAAGCUGUCAAACAAGUGAUAGAAUAGUGAAGGGAAGACAUUUGUCCCAGAAGUUGAAGGGCAUGCAGAAAAGUGGGAAUGCUAAAGAGUGGAAAUUGAGGAAGGAAAACAGAGAACUUGAGGGAAAGAAGUUGUUGAAAUUAGAAAGAGAUGCAGAUAAAGCAGAAGAGAGAUCAACAAAAACAGUAGAAAGUGAUGAGGUGGAAAUGUUAGCGGCAAGAAAAGUUUGGGCAACUGAGACUGAUGCAAGAAAACAUCAGUAUGUAUCUUCACUGAAUUCAAGAAAUUCAAGUCUAAAACCAAUUGAAGAAGAAGCCUUGAACUUGGAGACUGAAGAGCCUUCUGAUGAAAAACAGACUUCAGAUUGGCAAAAAUUGAAAGAUAGGAAAAUACAAGAGGUGAAGUCAAAGAGUGAGAAACAUAGGAAAUCUCUCUACAUAAGCAGGGAAUUACAGAGGAGAAGAACAAAACGGAGUAGCAAAGUCAGAGUUUGUUCUCCAAGAACAGCUUCGAGGGUUGAAAUCUGUAAAAUUAAAGCUCUUGAAAACAUGACGAAAGCGAAAAUGAAGAUGAAAAGGGUGGCUAAGGAGGGAGCAGUGCAGCAGGUAAGAACAGGCUUGAAUAGCUUUGCAGUGGUAAAGUGCUCAUUUGACCCACAACAGGACUUCAGAGAUUCCAUGGUUGAGAUGAUUGUGGAGAAAAAGAUAGCACAGCCAGAGGAUCUGGAAGAGCUCUUAGCUUGUUAUCUGACCCUGAAUUCUGAUGAAUACCAUGAUCUCAUUGUCAAGGUAUUCCGGCAGGUAUGGUUCGACUUGAAUCAGGCCAGUUUCAGUACUGAAUGACAGAACGAACAAUGUAGCAGUGACUGAUUUCUCUUUAGCUAAUUAUAGCCAAACUUGUAAUCAAAUUGUAAUGCAGUAGAUAUAACUGUUAU
Prunus avium (sweet cherry) is the source of this 1485-nucleotide messenger RNA. RefSeq names its product ovate family protein 5 (gene OFP5). Gene Ontology annotation, biological process: negative regulation of DNA-templated transcription. The record is from RefSeq and is a predicted model, not a curated record. Lineage: Eukaryota; Viridiplantae; Streptophyta; Magnoliopsida; Rosales; Rosaceae.